Messenger RNA from Acanthoscelides obtectus, 8745 nucleotides. Lineage: Eukaryota; Metazoa; Arthropoda; Insecta; Coleoptera; Chrysomelidae. The record is from the annotation of a GenBank genome assembly.
GUUUUCCGUUUUGUUACAGGUGCUGCAACGCCCAAUGGACAUGGAGCUGGAACUGGUGUCAGACAGUGGCGGAGGAAGCGCUGGAGGAGGGGGAGGGGGCGGUGGAGGAGGAUACAUAACCUCUUCGACCAAGGACCCCAAGUCACCUGCUGGAGUUGCCAGCACGGCAACUGUGGUUGCUAGAUUAUUCAUCGCUCAACUUAGUUCUACGCCCAUUGACCAUGAUCACAAGGUGAGAUUGCACGACUUCAGUGACGAUGACGACGAAAUUAGUUCAGGGGAAGAAGAGGCCGCAGAGCUGUCAGACAGCGAGCCAAUAAGGUCAAAGCUUCCGAGGGCGAGACGACAUAACCUCAAGCAACGCUUCGUGUCGUUAUUGAGGCGAUUUAGAGUACCUGACACCGAAGGUGGUCGUGCCGGCGACCUGGAUAACCCAAGCGACAUACAAGCGCUGUUCCAAGAACUGGAAUCCUUGAGUUGUGAUGAAGACUCGGGAGCGGAACAGGACACGAUGUCGAUAUCCAGCACUCCAAAGCCUAGUUUAAGACCAUUCUUCAGCAGUAGUCGCAGUCUGCUGGAUAACACUACACUUCCCUAUGUUGAGGCUGAGAGAGUUGAGGAGAAGACUUGUUCUGGGUCGGACGGCAACGCAGAUCUGUGUUACACCGACCCGGAGGCUCAAAGCGACCCCCAAACGACGGGGUCGCCCCCUAGGGAACAACCCCUACCUCCGGGAAGCGGCGGUAGCGGCCGGAAGCCAGCAGGUGACAGCGAGUUCAGCAUCAUAAUGCAGGAGUUGUCCGAACGGAAGGCCAAGCUGUUCAGAUCGGGGGGAUCUUCCGCGAAGAAGAAGAAUUCGUUGAGCGUGGGAUCGGAACCUGCGAUCGAACAGGUCACAGCUCGAAAAGUGUUCCUAGAGAUGGUUUCCAGACUGUUGCCAUUAGAAGACAACGCGCUUCCAGAAUGCGUCGUGCUGAUAUCCGGUCCGGAUAGCAUGACCGUGCCUCUUUCCAGUAAGCUGAACGCCCCAUACAGGGUGUUCCAACCAAUCUCCGCUGUCGAGGUCAAAACUGUUCUCACGGCUCUCUUCAGCAAAAUACACAAGUAUUGUAACAAUUGUGCCAAACCGGGUACGUUUGUCAAGAUUGUUUUGGUUGGCAGUGAUACUUUAGUUGGCUGGUUCGUACGACCAUACGUCGAGCUACUGUCAAGUAAACCGUCCGAAUGGCUGUCAUUCACGCGGAUGUAUAUAGUUCCUUUAGGUGGUUGUAACAUAUCACGACAGCUUGCGAUGUUCGACCAAGGAUAUCAAUCGCUAUUCCCCUCCGAUCAAGAAUUGAAACCUGACGAAUUGGCCCAGAGGAUACACAGGUAUAUACAAGCGCCUGUAUCCGCGCCUGUGGUCCAAAUGCCCGUUGGUGAAGCCAUGCUUACGUGCCACGACGAGAAUAGCCAGCUGUUUAUUCCCUUCAUCAACGAGGUACGAGUUGGACCCGCUGAACAUCCCCAAUCCGUCUCGGUGGACCUCGAAGAUCCUCUGAUUUCUGCGAUGCAGCAGUGCUCUUCCCCUCCGAGUGCACCGCCCCCUGCUCCACAGCUGACGCCUCCUUCCUCCCCUAAUGUGCAUGCGCGCGAGGCCCCGUGGGAACCGCUCGAACUACAAAUAGAUUACUGGCAGGUGCAGUCGGCGCUCCCUGGUGGCGGGCUGAGGCACUACUCUGAUCAAGUUCCGCUGACCGCCGGCGCUAAGGAAAAGGACAAGGACGGUGGCAAGCAGAGGCAGGAUGGCGGGAAAACGUCGUUGAAGGCGCUGUUUAGAGGGCUACAGGCACAACCCACUAAUACCGCCGGCUUAGCUGUCACUAUGCAUCUGGCUAGUAAGGAGAAGAAACAGAAAAUAAUGAGACUGGGAAAGAAAAAGGAAAAAGAGAAGGAUGCAGAGCCGCGUUGUCAACUUGUAGAAGGUGUUUCUAGGCUCAUUUGCUCAGCACGCGCUUCUCACAAUUCUCCAAUGAAAAUCUACAUCGACGGUGUCGAAUUUGGCGGCGUGAAGUUCUUCCAGUUAAGCUCGACAUGGCAGACGCAUGUCAAAAACCUGACUAUAGCGCUGGCCGGCGUCCCAUUGGCCAGCUCCGAACUGAGCUGAACCCUUUAAUGAAGGGAACUUCUACCGAUAGUGAGAGAUUAAAGAUAUCAUUUCAUGUACGCAGCCUAUGUCGUCAUUAAAUACGACGUUUCGCUUAGCAGCUUCCAUGUAGAUCAAAACAAAACAAUGUGCAGAGAAUAUAUAUGUGUGCGUAAGCAGCAAAACAUGUCGCUUCUAGUCACUAUACGGGGUCUCUCGCCCAAAGAGCUUGCUAUCGACCCUGGACGGUUUACUACUGCGGUAUCAUCUGCUUUGGUCGCUUGGAAUUAUGUACGAGGGUGCUUUAUAAAAUAGAAACACGCACACAAUACGAAAAGACACAUUUACGGUGAAACCUCCUAUGUAAUAAUUUUUCCAUAUCGGAGCUUUCUGGAUAUCUAUAUAGUCACAUAUGAGCUCCGUGAUCCCAGAAGCGAAACCACUUUUUUAAUUUAAGAGAGUUUUUGUCAUUAAUAAAAGUGAUGGGCAGUGAAUUCAUCCAAGAAUAAUUAUCCUUCUGGGAACAUUGCAUGCAUCUCUUACUAAAUACUAACACGUCAUUAAACAUCAUUUUUCUCGUUUAAGUUUUUUUGCCUGCCUUGGUAUACCUCGUAUUUAGCUAAAGUGUGACAUUGGCAAAAAAAACUCCCUUUUUGAUCUACUCAAAAAAUAUUCAGUAUUAAUCACGCGAUCAUUUGAAUAAGCGGAUGAUAUAUCAGCCAAUUCCUUCCAGGUCAGUAGAACUUGAAUUGACAAUACCUUUCUAAGGCUCAAAAAAAGUAAACUAACAUAUGUCGAAGACUCUUAUUUGAAGAAUACUCUGUAUAUGUGAUAUAGUUUGUAGUUUGUUGUUAAAAUGUAUCAGUAUGCUUAAUGGUUUUUUAUCUUACAGUUUUUAUAAUGCCGUAAAGACAAGAAACGUGAAUUGUUCAUUAAUGAGAUAUAGUAGCAUGACAUUUGGUGACAGUUCUAGGAGUUUAGUCCAAACUGAACUUAUAUAAUUCGGUAAAACAUCUUUUUCCAUUGUUUGUGACUACCUUAUUCAGUUCUUUGCUCCAGACUAUAGAUACGUUUUGUUUAUGAUUGUAAGAUAAAGUUCGUUAGACUUUACUCCGAUGAGCUCACAUUUGUAGUGUGAUUUUUUAAAUACGUGAACGCAAAAGUGACUUAGUCACUGAGCGAAAUAGAUUAAUGCACAUUAUUUAUUGUUUGUGGCUGACUUUUUAUAUAGCGCUGCAUGUGUAGAACCAUUGAUAUAUCCAUUAAGUGUAGGACAUAAGAAUUAAGAUUAUAGGUUUUUUAUUUAUUGGAGAGUUUAAUUGAUUAUGUGAUAUAUCCAAGGUGGGUACAAUGCAUUUUUCUACGAAAGAUUCAUAUGGCUAUACGAUUAAAAUUUAUGAAUAUUAAAAUAACACAAAUCAUUGACUUGAUAGACAGAUUAAGCAUAGUUUGAUUGAUAUAAUAUUGUCGCGAUUCUGUGAUAGUAAAAUUUUCACUGGCACUAUAACACCGUAGUUUCCAAACAACUUUGUUUUCUGAAAUAGCAUUUUUUAUCUAUCAUAAGAUUGUCUUUACGUUCAUCAUUCUCGAUAGGAGCUAGCGAUUAUCUCGUGUGGAACAAUAUAUUUUACUCACCGUAUAAAAAUAUUAAUUUAUUUUCGAGUAUUCCUAUUUAAUUACUGACUUUGUUCUAUAUAUUAGGAGUACUUUUAAAGUACAGUGUGUUGUACUUUGUCAAAGCUUAUAUGAAAUGUGGAAACGGAGGUAUGAACACCUGAAAAAAACGUCAAAUGUAUGAAAAUUGAUUUCUAUUGAUACAAGAAUAAAUUGCGAAAAACUGCUAGGUGUAGUGCUAGAGCAAAAGCAGUGUAAAAUUAAUGUUUACAUAUGUUAUCAGUCAUAUUAUGUCAAGUUAAAUUUAUAUGAAAUUACAGGUACCGUUCAAUUUUGCAAUCACGCUAUUCGGAAUCUUAUUGACAACACAGAUAACCAAUAAAUGAAUUAGUUUCCUUUAUUCAAUAGAAAAUAGCAAAGCAGUGAUUGCAUUUCAGAAACUAAAAUGCAUUCAUUUGGUUUGGUAUUUAUAUGGAUAUAUGAACACCUGUUCUGUAAGGUGUUUGCAGAGAUAUAUUUUCGUUUGAUGUAACUAUGAUUAUUUGACUAGAAGUAAACAUGAUAUUGGAAUAGAUGGUUUUCUAGAUGAAUGCAAACUUGUGGCAGAGAAGAUUGACGAUUAAAUUUGUUAUUGUUAAAAUUGUAUUGCUGCAAGUAGCUGUAUGUUAAACAGUUAAGGUGUAGCAUUCCAUUAUAGAAGUGUUGUAAUAUGGUAAUAAAAAUGUAAGGAAAUUGUUGAAGUAUGCCAAAAACUUAUUCAGUGGAAUUAAAUAGGAAUUAAGUUUACUUUAUUAGUUUGGAAACUCAAUCCACUGUGGGUACUGACAGUAAGAAACAGAUAAAUUGUGCAAAUCGAAUUUGUGAAAAAAAAAUAUUAGUAAAUAUUACAGAUGAAACAACUGGAUAUCAAAUGAUCUGUACUCGUAACAAACAACAGAAGGCGACCUAAAAAACUUGUUCUUUCAAAGUACAUGUACAAAUUCUGAAUGAUUCUCGGUUGAUAUUCAAUGUAUAGUGUUUAUUUUUAUUCCCAAUUGAAGCCGCGUAAAGACACAAGUUGGUGUUACUUAAAGACAGUGCUUAAUAUUUGAGUAUCUCUUUAGUUUAGACAUGUCUUCAAAAACAGCAUAAGGCAUGAUUUUAAUAUGACUUAAUACUCGACGCGAUGUACCGUCAACGCAAGACUGACUAGAAGUGCCGACUGCCGACACAUGGAAUGUGUCUGAACAUAGUUAGAAAUCAAAACUUCACGUAAUGACAGGGGUCACGGUCGCGAUAUAGUUGGUCCACUGUAACGUAUUUUGAUUGUUAGCGAUGUAUUUAGCAUUAAUUUUGUAUUAUUAUUAUUGUUUUAUUCAUUUCUUGAAUCAAUUUUCUAUUACUUUGCAUUCUCUAUUAAAAUUAAAUCACUAUGCAUUUUGGGUAUUCAUAAAGUGAUUUUUUAAUUUUACCUUAAACAUUGUUGUAUUCGACACUGUUUAAUGUCAUUGUUCAAUUUAUUAAAUUCAAGUACUCCCUUUUGGAAUACAGAUUUGCUAGUUACGCUAUUACAGUUUUGCGGAUGAAAAUCUAUAAUGCCUCUAGUUUCGUAGUUGUGAUAAUGACUAUUUAAUUUUGUGAAGUUUUUUUAAUGUGGUGAUAAUAAAUGAUUUUUUAAUUUGAAUAUGAAAAUGAGAACUAAAUAACCUAUAUUUUUUUACAUUCAACCAGUUCUUCUAAUGUAGACUUAACCUUAGCAUAUUAGUUUUUUUUUAAAAUGAUUCUCAUCGCUUUAUUUCCUAGAAUUUGUAAUUUUGGAAACAUUAUCAUUUGCUGCAAACAAAACAGUUGAAGAAUAUAAAAAAUGGGGACGAAUUAUGGUGCUAUACACAAUUUGUUUGGAAUACACACUGAGAUUAUGGAAAACCAAAGUACUUUUAUCUUUUUUGAUAUCUUUGAAACAGUAGUUUACUAUCCACUUAUAGACCCAGAUAUUUGAAUGAUUCGACUUUUUCAAUUUUUUCAUCAUUAAUCACGAACCUAAUUGUAUUAUCACCUAAAUGUGUCCCUAUUGACAUACAUUUGUUUAUUGUUUAAUUUUAUUAACGUUUAACCAAUUAAUUUUUUUUUAUUUUCACUAUUUAACAGUUCCAAAGCGGUGUCCAAAUAUUUAUGUGAUAGAUAUAGCAACGUAUCAUCCGCAAAUAUUUGAAUUUUGCAGUGUUACAAAAUAUAAUAUGUAUGCACAUUUUUUUAUUGGUCUGCGUUUUGUCGGUUUCGAUUGGGAUUAGAAAUACCGACUAACCUGAGUCUGUUUUCCGUCUCUGUGACCAUAAACAACCAUAUAUCACGUGUUUAAUGCUUGUUAACAUUCAUCAGUACAUUGUAGGUAUGUUUUUUGGACACAGGCAACGGAAAGCAAGCAGAUACAGUCUAUUGAAAUACUAUACAUUAUUUACGGUUUUCAGCUGUCUAUGACCCACGUGGAAUAUAGUUGUUAUAGUGUAGGAGCUGGAAUGUUCCUAACCUGUAAUUGAAUUCGACUGAAUUCUACCGCACCUGAUUUUUAUGAGCCAUGCGACUGUGAUUUGGAAACAGCUCAUUCCAUCGUGACACAAAUGAUCAUUUUAUUUUUUAAUUCGACUCUUACUCAUCGCAUUGACUCUUUUCCAGUGACGUACCCCUUUAUGGGAAUUCAUUGAGUUAUUUUGAUCACACUCCUAGGAAAGAUGACCAAAGCAACUAUUAGCGAAUCCACAACACCAAGUCCCGGUUUUUCAAUUGUAAGUUAACUGCAACCUAUCUGCUAACCAGGAGUUCAACAAGAGUUUCAAUUUCGUCCUAAAGUGGUAGUCAACUUCAGCCAAAUGACCAUGCAUGGAUGUUCAACAUUUUUACGAAACACAUCAACUCUAAUUCUGUUUUCAGAAUAUAUUUUGUUUUGAUACUAUCCCAGAACCAUUCUGAUACUGUACAGUGGAUUGACGGUGUUGUAGUUUCAGGACCACUUGAAGCUUAUUGGUUAUUAGCAGAAUCAGAACGGAAUAAUGCUCUGUAAAACCAUAAAAGCAAAAUGUAUAACCAUGCGUAUCCACUUGUCAUUAUAAAUCAAAAAUCGCGUUAACAGUGUCUCGAAAUACAUACUCUCUUAUACUGCCUGCCAUUUUUUAAGUCUUAUUUUUUCAAAUGACGGGUAUUUUUAUAAUUUAUGGACACCUGCCAUCGCUGUUUGAGCAAGGAAAUCUUGAAGUUUUGUAUUAUGAAAAUAUUUAUACAAUGACUAUCGUACGUCACGGAACCAUUUCAGCACUGCUUGUAAUUAUAACGUGUAUACCGAAUCACUUAAACAUACUGUUGGUUGAGUACUUCCAAAGAACGUUUAAUAGAUUGUACCCGAGAAUAUACUCACAACUUUUGCCCAAUUUCAAAUAGCUUAUGUUUUCCGUACACUGAUGAAACAGAAACUCAAUAGAUCAAACAAUGCACGAACUGCGAUCGUUAAUAAAAAAUGAAUUUCGUUUUUUAUGCAGUUGACACCAGAAAUAAUAUUUAUAGGAAGGUACUUAUGAAGAUGCAUGAUAACAGAGAGUAGAUUAAAAUAUGGGGUUGUCCAAACCGGACGCAGGAAAGUAAACGCAUAUUAAAACAAGAAACAUUGAUAUUCAAAUCAAGUUGGGUACUUUAUUUUGAAGGUUCAUUUAUACCAUUUAUGUAUGAAAAAUAAUAUCGCUCAAAUGUUCACAACGACUGCAUUUACAGACGUCCACGCGAUGGUCGAAAUUUUCAAUGACAUUUUGCAACAUGGUCGGUUAUAUGGCAUUUAUCUCGGCAAUGUUGUUGUUUUUGAGUUCUUAUAGGGUGGCUGGUUUGUUGACGUAGACUUUGCUUUUCAAAUAUCCCCAUAAAAAGAAGUCCAAGGGUGUCAAAUCGCACGAUCUUGGUGGCCAUGGCACAUUUCCUCUGCGCGAAAUCACGCGAUCACCGAAGAAGGACUGCAAUCGAUGGAUAUUGACGUUGGUUGUGUGGCAUGUUGCACCGUCUUGUUGGAAAUAAACAUCGUCCAUAUCCAUUCCUUCAAGUUGCGGCAAAAUAUUUUUUGUCCUCUAUCAUCACGUGAUACCGCUCAGAAUUGACGGUAACGGCGUCCCCGGCCGCAUUUUCGAAAAAGUAAGGUCCGAUGAUGCCUUUUGACCACAAUGCACACCACACAGUCACUUUUUGAGGAUGCAUCGGCUGCUCUUGAUACUCACGGGGAUUUUCGUUCGCCCAGAUGCGGCAGUUUUGCUUUUUUACCGUCCCAUUCAAAGUGAAAUGCGCUUCGUCGCUGAACAUGAUUUUUGAUGUGCACCAUUUUUGAAGUGCUCUUGAAUAACUUUAAUGCGGUCUUCAAUUGAAUUCGACUCCAUAGCGAUCAAUGGUAAAUUUAACUAACAAAAUGACAUGUCGGUGACAGAAAACAAAGAUGGCGUCUAUGUCAAAUUGGCGUUUACUUUCCUGCGUCCCUAUUGGACAACCCUUUAUUUGUUGGAAAAUAAUUUUUCGAUCAUGUUUUUUGUAAAAUCCUCUUGUAUUGUGUUCGUUAUAAUAACCUAUCGAUUCUACUACUAUUCUUUAUAAUUAUAUCUUUUUGAACCAGUAAGAUUACGCGAUUGAUAGAGAAAAUUGAAAAAAUGCUGUGUGACGCUAUUUCAACUUAUUAAAUACAAAUUGUACCUAUAACUACUCGUAUAAAUGUGACCUCAUACGAUUAUUUUUCUUACAGUAUAUCGCUUGAUAUAUCCUGUCCAAAGGCAUAUCGCAAUUCGUGCAUUUUUUGAGUAACUUGUAGAUUCUAUCGGAAUCAGUUUAUUUCAAGUUUUGAAGCAACUGCUCCAAAAUACCUUCCCGGUAAGUUGCUUCGCUGGAAUUUCAUCUAGGUCUUUUCGUUCGUGUGACAACAUGAGAUAAUAGCGUAAAUGCAAUAACGUCUGAUAUAGUAUUGUUUAUAUUUACAUGUAUACAUAUGAAUAAACGCAUACUUUUAUUAA